This is a messenger RNA of Dromiciops gliroides (monito del monte), 6538 nucleotides long. RefSeq names its product inositol polyphosphate-4-phosphatase type I A (gene INPP4A). Gene Ontology annotation, cellular component: cytoplasm. Lineage: Eukaryota; Metazoa; Chordata; Mammalia; Microbiotheria; Microbiotheriidae. Gene Ontology annotation, molecular function: phosphatidylinositol-3,4-bisphosphate 4-phosphatase activity. The record is from RefSeq and is a predicted model, not a curated record.
UCUGGGGAGCGCAUUUGCUGCCGGGCUGGGGAGGAGGGAGGAGGAAGAAGGAGGGAGGAGGAGGAGAAGAAGGAGGGGCCGGAGCCUAUGACUUCACAACCAGGCAGCCUAGAGCAGGCGGCGCCGAGGCUGCAGGUUCUUCAGUCUGCAAGGAGCUGCAACAGCGACAGAGGCGGCGGAGCUUCAUUCCCGAAGCCUGUCACACGGGGAGCUCUCUGGAGAGCCCAGCGGCUCUGGCUGCUGGAGCCCGGGAUCCCAGGACCCCGCGGCGCGGUUCAGGAAACAGCAAUACUCCCUGAGGGCUGUUGUCAUUCAACCCUGGUGAUGCCUCCAGUGUGACCUGAAGGAUUGAGGCUAUGUGAUGAAAUCGAAUCAGCUUCUAUAAAAAUGCAGCCUGUCUCUCCUCUCCUGAAGAAAAACAACUUUCUAGCUGCUGCCAUGCCCGGUGAAUAGGGCUCAGUGACAGGACAUUCCUGGAAAUAGUCGUGGUCAGAUCUAGCAGGGAGAAGCACACCAUUGCCCAUGACACCAUGACAGCAAGAGAACACAGCCCACGUCAUGGCUCCAAGUCCCGUUCAGUGCAGCGGGCCUCAACUAUUGAUGUUACCUCGGACAUGCUGGGACUGUCUCUGGCAGGAAACAUCCAGGAUCCAGACGAACCCAUAUUAGAAUUCAGCCUGGCUUGCAGUGAGCUGCAUACUCCAUCGCUAGAUCGAAAACCAAAUAGUUUUGUAGCAGUGAGCGUAACAACACCUCCUCAGGCAUUCUGGACAAAGCAUGCACAGACAGAGAUUAUAGAGGGAACUAACAAUCCUAUAUUUCUAAGCAGUAUCGCCUUCUUUCAAGACUCCCUUAUCAAUCAGAUGACGCAAAUCAAACUAUCUGUUUAUGAUGUCAAAGAUAGAUCUCAGGGAACAAUGUAUUUACUCGGUUCUGGGACAUUCAUAGUCAAAGAUCUGCUCCAGGAGAAAUACCAUAGGUUGCAUUUAACACUAAGGUCUGCUGAAAAUGAUCGCGUAGGUAACAUUACUGUAAUAGGAUGGCAAAUGGAAGAGAAAUCAGACCAGCGGCCCCCUGUAACGAGGUCACCUGAUACUGUUAAUGGGAGGACUGUUCUGCCAGUGGAUGAAAGCUUGACAGAGUCAUUAGGAAUCCGAUCCAAAUAUGCUUCCUUACGGAAAGAUUCAUUACUGAAAUCAGUGUUUGGUGGCGCCAUCUGUAGAAUGUACCGUUUCCCUAAAACGGAGGGAAUCAUCCUAAGGAUCUUAGAACAGAUGGCUGAAAGUGUCCUCUCCUUACAUGUUCCUAGACAGUUUGUAAAACUCCUUCUAGAAGAAGAUGCCAGCAGGGUUUGUGAAUUGGAAGAAUUGGGAGAACUAUCUCCUUGCUGGGAAAGUCUCCGUCGACAAAUAGCUACUCAGUACCAAACCAUAAUACUAACUUACCAGGAAAACUUAACUAACUUACAUCAGUACAAAGGCCCUUCAUUUAAGGCAAGCAGUUUGAAAGCUGAUAAAAAGUUGGAAUUUGUACCCACAAAUUUGCACAUACAGAGAAUGCGAGUCCAAGAUGAUGGAGCAUCAGAUCAGAACUAUGACAUCAUAACCAUAGGAGCAGCCGCGGCACAUUGCCAAGGCUUUAAGUCAGGGGGUCUUCGAAAACGACUGCACAAAUUUGAAGAGACCAAGAAACAUUAUGAGGAAUGUUGUACCUCACCCAGCUGCCAGUCAAUAAUAUAUGCACCACAGGAUAUCAUCAGAGCCAAGGAGAUUAUUGCCCAGAUCAACACCUUAAAAACCCAAGUCAGUUACUAUGCUGAGAGGCUGUCAAGGGCAGCCAAGGACAGAUCGGCUAAUGGCCUUGAAAGGACACUCGCCAUCUUAGCAGAUAAGACAAGACAACUGAUUACUGUCUGUGACUGUAAAUUGUUGGCUAAUUCCAUACAUGGACUAAAUGCUGCUAGACCUGAUUACAUUGCCUCUAAAGCAUCUCCCACCUCAACUGAGGAGGAGCAGGUAAUGCUAAGGAAUGAUCAAGAUACUCUUGUGGCAAAGUACACGGGAAGAAAUAGCCGCUCUCUCCAUGCAGAUUGGCAUGAGGCAGAAUGGGAAAAAGUGUGGCUUAAUGUCGACAAAAGCCUGGAGUGCAUCAUCCAGAGAGUCGACAAACUUCUCCAGAAAGAGCGAUUACACAGUGAGAGUUGUGAAGAUGUUUUCCAGUGUGAUGUCAGUGGGCCAAGUAAGAAAGGUAAUCGGGAUAAUCGAGCCUAUUGGAUCAUACCGGAACCCUCACACGCAUCCUCAUCAUGCUGCCACUCCAUGCCAUCUGCUUUAUUCCAUUCUCAUUGGAACACAAAUAGCAGCCCCCCUCCUGAAGAGUCCAGCCCAGGUGAAUGGAGUGAGGCCCUUUACCCCUUGCUGACGACCCUCACAGAUUGCGUAGCCAUGAUGAGUGACAAGGCCAAGAAAGCCAUGGUCUUCCUGUUAAUGCAGGACAGCGCUCCAACAAUAGCUAUGUACCUGAAGCUCCAGUAUCGCAGGGAUGUUGUCUUCUGCCAAACUCUAACCGCACUUAUUUGUGGGUUCAUCCUGAAGCUACGGAACUGCCUGCAUGAUGAUGGUUUUCUGCGACAACUCUACACCAUUGGUUUACUAGCCCAGUUUGAAAGCCUCCUCAGCACCUAUGGUGAGGAGUUGGCCAUGUUGGAAGACAUGAGUCUGGGAAUUAUGGACUUGAGGAAUGUAACCUUUAAAGUAACGCAGGCCACGUCAAAUUCAUCAACAGACAUGCUCCCUGUAAUUACAGGAAAUCGUGAUGGAUUUAAUGUGAGGAUUCCAUUGCCAGGCACUCUCUUUGAUGUGCUCCCCCGGGAGAUUCAGAGUGGCAUGCUUCUGAGAGUUCAACCUGUCCUUUUCAACGUGGGGAUUAAUGAACAACAAACCUUGGCAGAGAGGUUUGGAGAUACAUCUUUGCAAGAGAUUAUUAAUGUGGAGAGUUUGGUGAGAUUAAAUUCUUACUUUGAGCAGUUCAAGGAAGUUUUACCUGAUGAUUGUCUACCUCGAUCUCGUAGUCAAACGUGCCUGCCAGAGCUAUUGCGGUUUCUGGGACAAAAUGUACAUGCCAGGAAGAAUAAGAAUGUUGACAUUCUCUGGCAAGCUGCCGAGGUGUGUCGACGACUCAAUGGAGUCCGGUUUACCAGCUGCAAGAGUGCCAAGGACAGAACAGCUAUGUCAGUGACCCUGGAGCAGUGUCUGAUCCUGCAGCAUGAACAUGGAAUGGCUCCUCAGGUCUUCACCCAGGCUCUGGAUUGCAUGAGGAGUGAGGGUUGUCGGCGAGAAAAUACAAUGAAGAAUGUUGGAUGUCGCAAGUAUGCAUUUAAUUCCCUGCAACUGAAGGCUUUCCCAAGGCAUUACAGGCCUCCAGAAGGAACUUAUGGAAAAGUUGAAACAUAAACAUAAUGUGUCCUCUAAUUAGCUGUUACACAAUACAUGUGGGUACACUCUAGUUGAAUUCUUUAUGAAGACCAGAAUUUUUUUUUUAACAUUUCACCCUAGAUUCUAUUGAGCAUGUUAUCUUAUUGCAUUGGAAUCAGUAGGAAAGAAUGUUUUGGCACAGUAGUUUAUGUACUUAUGACUGCCCCUUUAAAUAGCCUUCAGUCCUGUGUGAACUACACAAAAACCAUGAAAUCGUUCCCUGUAUUCAACGACUAGGUAUAUCCAGGAUGCUAAAGGAAUUUUUUAUAAAUGGCCACUUAGGUAGCUGUUUCACAUAGCAACCUUUUCUAUCACAUUGAUUUAAGGUUGAGUUUUUCAUAAUACUAUACUAUUAAAAAUUAGAAACUCAUAUAAUAAAGUCAUCUGAACUGAGGCAAUCCAAUACACAUUGGCGGAAUCAGACAAAAUCAACUUGUAACUUCAGGAAAAUAAAUUAGCCUAAUACCAACCCAUGAAGCAAAAAGAAGUGGCCAGGAUGACUUGGCCUUUGUGUGAUACUGCCUUGUAAAACAUGAAGUCAGUAUGUCAUUAGGAGAGUUUUGCUAGGUUUCAAAAACACUGAAGAUUUUUCCAGGUAUUUCUUAUGUGAUUGCACUUUAUUAGAAGAUAACAACUGCAGACCAUACCACAGUAACUGACAUUCCAUAGUCUAUGUCUUGGCGAUUCAUUUUUGUAAUUAGACUUCCAGGUUCAAGACCAAUAACAACAACAGCAAAAUAUAUUAAAUAGUUCUCUUUUCCUCACAUCCUUGUACUCAUUGAUUUUUAAGCAGGUUAGGAUUACAUCUUUCAAAGCAUACAUGAAACUCCCCUUGGACUCAAUUGAAAUUCUGUGCAUCCACAGCCCAAAAGAGGCAUUUUUAUUAUGACCACCAGAUCAACAUUCUGAAGUGCAUACUUACAGUUUAAUGAAGCAAAUGCUAUCAAUAUAUGAAUGAAGGAAAUAUAAAUAAUCUUAGAGCAAACCUUCAGGGGUUUGCUGGUUUGCUUAUUUUUUUACUUCUCUACUUAAUUUAUUGGCUUUUUUUUUUUUGAGGCAUAAACUAUGACCAUAUUUCAGUGUCUGUGAAAUGCCUUGUUAUCCAAUUCACAGGAAAUCCUAAUUUAUUUUCCCCUUCUGCCUGUUCUGCUAUGUGAGGUAACCAGCAACUGUUGAACCAAUUGGAUCUAUCACCUUCUGAUCUUCAAACUGAAUUUUUUCCCUCAAAGACUUGGAAAUUGCCAUAUUUUAUCCUCCAACCGUAGUAAAACAUUUCAGGACUUCUUAAAAGCAUAAGACUCUACCUUUCCUCCUCCAUAUUUCAAAGCAGGUUGAAAAUUGGAAGCUAAAGACCUAAUAAUUUUAUUUUCUGUAAGGAAAUAAUGAACAUGACAUGCAUUUCAUAGAGUUUUGUUUUUGUUUUUUGGGAAUGCUUGUGUGCGUGUGUUUCAUCAAUUCUGUUAAUCAUGGUUGUCUUACAGAUGUCCUUUGGGUAAAUUGUUCUUAAAAUUUUAUUGAAACUUUUGGUUCAUUCUUACAUUACCUAAACUUUGUGUGUAUAAAUUAUUCCAUGUUGCUUAAAAGGAUAUUAAAAUGUACACGUACAUUUUAUUUGAGCCUUUUAAUAGAGCUAAAGAAGAAAAGCUAUGAAAAAGUCAUUGAUUUGAAAUUACCCAUGUCUGAAAUCUUAGGAAAUGUAUUUACUUCUGCCUUCCUUUUCUUUGGAAGUUUCUCUUUGAAAUAUGUGACUGUAUGCUAAUUUACAUGAAUAAGGCAGUCAAAUUAUUCAGAUAUAUGUAUAUAUACAUGAACAUACAUAUAUACAUAUACAGAAUUUAAAACUGGCAGAAUUGUUUGGCACCUGCCAACAAUGGGUUGACUACCAGUGUUGAAGAGGGAGGCCUUUUAGUCACAGCUGUACUUUCAAAAUACUUUUUUUGAAUUGUUGGUUUCAGUAGUGGUAAAGAGAAAGGAAGAGAACUGCUCUUAUGUAUGUGAUACCUUUGCCCACCACUAGGCAUACAGUUCCAGCUGCUCUCUUCCCAUUGAUGUGUUUGUCUACAUUCAAAUGCAAAUGAGAUUUCAGGAAGGCUAAUUUACUUUUUGACCCUUUAAUCACGCCAGGACUUUUUUUUUUUUUAAAGUAUAUCAUCCAUAUUAUGUAGUUUCAGCCUUUUCUCUCCUUGUAUUCUUAUAUUUUCUUGCCAGGUUUUUGUUAUAUAAUUCAAUCAUGUAUUUGCAAUUAAGAAAGCUUGUCUAUAUUAUUUCAGAACUUUUUUGUGUCUAAAGUUGUUUAACAUUUGAGUCUCUCGUAGUGCUUUUUCACACAAGUAAAUUACAACCCGUGACAGAUUUUGUACCUAGCUUCUUUUUUGGAAGAUUUUUCUUGAAUUCUUAAGGCAUGCCCAGAGUUCACCAGUUGAAACGGUGGGACCUCAGCCUCCAAAGCUUGGUCAUUGGAAGUAUUCAGGUUUCAUUGUUCUAUAUAAAGAACAUCCUUGCUCAGAUGUUGGUUUUUUUUUUUUUUUACACAUAUCACAGAAUCACGUGCACGUUUACAGGUUUGAUAGUGACCUUACUGAACAAUAACAAUCAAGAGUUUGUCAUUAAAAUUUAUUUUAAGUCUCUAGAAGGAACUUUCCAUGAAGUACCUACCUUUGAGUUGCACAAGGAAGACUGUUUUAUAGCGUCUUGGAAAAUGGGAGUCCUGUCUAAUGUUCUUUUCAAGUACACUUUUAAAAAAUUUUUCAUGAAACAUUCUGAGGGAUAAAAUUAUUGUCGGGUAUGUUAUGUGCGUGUUCUGUGAAAACACCCACAGCACAGUUGCCUUUUGUUUCAUUUAUAAAUGUAAAAAUCUUGUAUAAUAUAACAGUUUGUCCCUAAACAAUUGUAUUUGCCAAGCUUUGUGCAUUGAAAUAUUUUUAUUUAUUUCUUUUGGGCAGUAUUAAUAUAUUAUAAACCUAUGGUUACUGUUUUAUAUAUUCUUAGAUCAUUCAAGCCAUGUAUGCUGUAAAUGUGCUAGUCUUUAGAAUGAAAACUAUUAAUAAAGAACUGACAGUACUAAA